AUGACUGAAAUUGACCAGUCUAUUCUGAAUGAUGUUGACAUGUACCAUGACGAAAAUGAUACUAGUAAUGAAGAUGAAUCUGUUAGCAAUUCAGAAUAUACUAUGGAGUCUAUGGAGCUUGAUAAUACUAUUUCAUAUAAGUGCGCAUGUAAUUUUGAGGACAGUGAGGGUGAAGCUCACAUUUACGACAGCAGCCGAAUCAGUACAAAUACUUUUACCAAGGCCGAGUUGAUGAGUAUUCAUCUGUCUCAAUUGAUGCUACAGCAUAGAAUUGCUAGAGCAGCAUAUAGAGACAUUGUUCAAUUUAUAAACACUGUCAUCCGAGACCAUGACGAUAUAAUGAUGGAACCUGGGGCUAAGAUCAGUCAUGGCGAAACUGUUGAUGCUUUGCUCAAGUCAAAGUCAAGUGUCAAGGGCCAUGAGUAUGAUGUCUGCUCUAGUGGUUGUCGAUUGUAUGGCAUUAAUGACGACCAGGAAUCUUGUGUUGACUGCGGCAAACCGCGAUACAAGACUGAUCCCGAUCAAAGUCAGACACCAGCCGCCAGUAUGAAACUUAUGUCAGUUGGGGAUAUGCUUUCUCAAAUGUUGGCAGAUCCAGCCACAAGAGAACUCCUCUGUUACAGAGCAAACCGGGAAUCUGUAGCUGGUCAGCUAACCGACAUUUUUGAUGGUGACAAUUACAAGCAGUUGGUGCAGCAGGGCCUGUUCUCCAAUCCCGAUGAUAUUGCCAUUGGGCUUUAUACUGAUGGGUUUGUCAAUCAAAAGAAAGGCAAAAACUCAUAUACCAUCAUCCAUUGCAUAAUAUUCAACCUAGACCCAUCCAUCAGACGGCAUGGCAUGUACUUUGAUGACAUUUCCGCCCGGUUAAGACCUUUGGAAGACUUCAAAGUAGGCAACCCUUCGAAGAACAUAUACCAGCCGAGCAUAUAUACCCAACUCUCAACCUUCUCUGGAUCAUCAUUUUUUGCAUUAGAUGAACUUCAUUUAAUUGCAAGAGGGAUUGGAAAGUUUGUGUAUGACCUGAUUACUGUCACCCUCACAAAGGAAACCAAAUUUUAUUAUACCCAUCCAGACAAUACCCUCAAUACCACCGAAUACCCUUUUCAUAUACCAAGAGCAGACCUUGUAACAAUUGGAAACUGUAUUACCAGCUCACGAAAAUAUAUACCCACCUCAUUUCAAGGUAGUUUCGACAACGUAUUUGCCAAGAUCGAUGGUACUCGCGCAGUAGACUGGCUUUACUUUCUCUUAUACCUUGUCCCCACUUUGGUUGUGCCUUAUUUACCAAAUAGGGCUGUCAAAACAGCUCUAUUAUCUCUCGUGAAAGGUUGUGCGCUUGCCUUGCAAUGGACGUUGACAUCAGAAUUGCUUGAUGAGAUGGAGUUAUACUUCAAGCACUGGCACUCGUUUUUAUACCAACAAGUCCAGAAUAAUACCCUGUCUCGUAGUGUUUUCCGACCAGUGCAACAUUACCUGGUCCAUAUACCCUAUAUCAUCAAGCAGCAAGGCCCCCUGCGAUGCUACUCCACUCGCUCAAUGGAGAGAGUAAUUGGCGUCUUCUCGAAAUUGAUAAAGUCCAAAUCAAAGGGUGGCCGAAAUGCCAGUUUUCUCGUCGAGCGAUUUGCGAUUCACAAUUAUACCAGCACAGCAAUCAGCAUCUGUGAUGAAAUCAACCUCAUUUGGCCAAAGCCAUAUGGAAGAGAGAGCUACAUGGACCUUCCUAAUGAUCCUAGUGGUGCGCAGUUGUGGGAGCCGUUUCAUCAGUUUGUUAAUUUGAAUGAUGAUUCGGUGGAAGGUGUAGGCGGCCCUAGUGUGAAGGAAGCUUUAUUGAAAUACUACCAGAGAACAACAGGCUUGACUGGCCACGAGUUUGGUGACUCUGUUGUUGUUGUAGCUGCACGUCUGUGGAUGGACUCAACUGUAUAUUCCUCAUGCAUCAACCGUAAUGUAAUUGUUCACAGCUGGCUCGUUGGUACAGUACAGUUCUACUUUCAGCAUGUAGAUUUCUAUGGCUUCCCACACUUUCUUGCUUUCGUGGAGGUCAUGAAGGAACAUGACGCGGCUGGUCAUGACUCAUCAGUACCUAUCGUCAAACAAUGGUCACAAAGCACCCAUACACUAGGCCACCAAACGCAACCGACUUAUGCAGUUAUAAGUGUAAAUAACAUUUGUCAUCAAGUUGGUCUGGUCCAAUACCCACCGAAUGGAAACCAGUUUUAUGUAAUCGCGCCCUAUUAUAUCUUUAACAACAACAUGCGCAUUACUAAAGGCAAUCUUUCCAUUCUGUAA
Messenger RNA from Phycomyces blakesleeanus NRRL 1555(-), 2289 nucleotides. RefSeq lists its product as hypothetical. The record is from RefSeq and is a predicted model, not a curated record. Lineage: Eukaryota; Fungi; Mucoromycota; Mucoromycetes; Mucorales; Phycomycetaceae. The transcript is spliced from 7 exons. The coding region runs from base 1 to 2289 and encodes 762 amino acids.